Messenger RNA from Suncus etruscus (white-toothed pygmy shrew), 672 nucleotides. It is a transcript of the gene TMEM225, whose product is annotated as transmembrane protein 225. Gene Ontology annotation, biological process: negative regulation of phosphatase activity. NCBI's taxonomy places the organism in Eukaryota, Metazoa, Chordata, Mammalia, Eulipotyphla, Soricidae. The coding region runs from base 1 to 672 and encodes 223 amino acids. The record is from RefSeq and is a predicted model, not a curated record. The transcript is spliced from 4 exons.
AUGGAAAAUCUAGAGCACAGAAAUAUCCAUGCCAUCAACUUAUUUUUAUCAUCCUGGAUCCUAAUCACUGUGACAAUAGGAAUGGUGGUGGAAGAUUGGAUUUACCUGAAGACGGAAAAUGAGGUCGUCAGCCACAGUCCUUGGAAGAGAUGCCUGGACCUGUUUCAAGAAGAUGACACAGAACAUGUCAGGAUCAUGAUGGUCACCAUUCUCAUCCUCAGCUUCUUCCAGAACUUUUUCCUGGGCUUGAAGUUCACUUAUAUGAUUUCUCAGAAAGAACAUUCCUGCUUCAUCUCGAUUGCCCUCAGUUUCUUCACAGGUGUGUUUUUGCUCAUCACAUUUCUGGUGUACCACUACAACAUCAAGCAAGGCUGUAAAAGGUUCUAUAUUAAUUACAAGAUCACUUGGAUCACUUUCAUGAACUACCUGAACGUGCCUUUUCUCCUGCUCUCAGGAAUCCUCUCUCUUCUGCUGUAUUCCAGUAAUUCUCCUUUCCAAAACAUCAUUCAUCUGCCUUCCAGACGUAAAGUGAGUGAGACACAAUCCAGGGAUUCUGGCAACGUUACGUCACCAGCAACCCAAACAAUGCCUCGAAGUAUUGUCCACAGGCACUCAGAGGACCAGGACAGGCCUCCCGAGCACAAGCACCGUGUAACCUGGGCUCUUGACUGA